ACACCGCAACCCCUAGAGCAGAUAUAAAUACAGCCCGAGCAGGAGCAGCACAACACAAACUCCUCUUCCGCAAUGUCGGUCACUCUGCACACGAAUCUGGGCGACAUCAAGUGCGAAAUUUUUUGCGAUGAGGUCCCCAAAACCGCCGAGAAUUUUUUGGCAUUAUGUGCUAGCGGGUAUUAUGAUGGAACGAUAUUUCAUAGAAACAUCAAAGGUUUUAUGAUACAAGGCGGAGACCCAACGGGUACAGGCAAAGGGGGGACGAGUAUAUGGGGCAAGAAGUUCAAUGAUGAGAUAAGAGAGUCUCUCAAGCACAAUGCAAGGGGGAUACUAUCAAUGGCAAAUAGUGGUCCCAAUACCAAUGGAAGCCAGUUCUUCAUCAGUUAUGCAAAGGCGGCACAUCUAAAUGGGUUGUAUACCGUGUUUGGCAAGGUUAUACAUGGGUUUGAAGUUCUUGACAUCAUGGAAAAGACUCAAACUGGACCUGGGGAUCGUCCUCUUGCUGAGAUCAGGCUCAAUCGAGUGACCAUACAUGCUAACCCGCUUGCUGGCUAGCAUCCACUGCUGACCGGUGGGCAUCACACUCUCUGGAGGUCUUGUACUUAGGACGUACACUAGCAAUCACGGGCACUGUCAUCACCAGUAGAAUAUGUAAUUUUGGUCGCUUCGUAAAUUGAUUUCUAGAUCGAGCAUUUUAGUUAUACUGUUCUGAACUUCUGAAAGAUGCUAUUUCAUUUUAUGAUAAUUACGCUGUCGAUGUAGGGUUUAACUUGAAAUUAACAGAGCUUGUACGUGUGUGUUUCUGUUUGACCCGAGCUUUUCCGGCUCCUAAUGAACAAUCAUUGUUGUCUUGGGUUGCAA
Messenger RNA from Pyrus x bretschneideri (Chinese white pear), 861 nucleotides. Its product is annotated as peptidyl-prolyl cis-trans isomerase CYP18-1. Gene Ontology annotation, molecular function: peptidyl-prolyl cis-trans isomerase activity. The coding region runs from base 73 to 555 and encodes 160 amino acids. The record is from RefSeq and is a predicted model, not a curated record. Gene Ontology annotation, cellular component: catalytic step 2 spliceosome. NCBI's taxonomy places the organism in Eukaryota, Viridiplantae, Streptophyta, Magnoliopsida, Rosales, Rosaceae. The transcript has 5 exons. Gene Ontology annotation, biological process: protein peptidyl-prolyl isomerization; protein folding.